AUGUCACAUCCUUUUACACCAGCCAAAUUAAUCCUCGAUGAUUAUGUUCCAAAUACGCAUAGUGGACAGACACUUUUUAUGAUUUUUAUUGCAUUUCAACUCCUGUUAUUCAUUCUACUAUGGCAAUUAACAAAAAAGAGAGAUACACCAUUUUCAUCUUUAAUACAAAUAUUUUGGUUUACAUUCAAUGGUAUUUUACAUUUGAUAUUUCAGGGUUAUUUUGCAUUACAACAUCGUACACUUGUGAGUGAAACGAAUAUAUUUGCUCAAUCAUUGAAACAGUAUGCCGUUGCUGAUAGUCGUUAUGUUACAAAUGAUUUAACUGUUAUUUGUAUUGAAAUACUUCAUGCAUUUCUUCUUGGUCCAUUGUGUAUUUUAACAGCUAUUUUUGUCUAUCGUCAUUCACCAUCUCGCUAUGUAUUAAUAUUAAUUAUAUCGACAUCUCAUUUAUUUGGUUGUAUAAUGUUUUUCUUACAUGAAUAUUUGGAAUCAUUUUCUCAUGUACCACAUGAUAAUCAAAUUUAUUUCUAUGGUUAUUUUAUUGGUAUUAAUAGUAUAUGGUUUGUAUUUCCCAUUUUAUUUAUUAUUAAUUCAUGGAGAAAACUAAGAAGUGCACUUGUUCAACAUGAACAAAUGGGAAGUAUUUAUGAGAAACGGAAACGAAAAUAA
Messenger RNA from Didymodactylos carnosus, 669 nucleotides. The record is from the annotation of a GenBank genome assembly. NCBI's taxonomy places the organism in Eukaryota, Metazoa, Rotifera, Eurotatoria, Philodinida, Philodinidae.